AUGGAGUCUGCCGCCCCUGCCGUCGAGAAGAAUGUCUAUGCUUUGUCGCCGAGGGAUGUCGAGUACUUGCAAAAGCAUUUGAAGCUGGAACGUAUAACGGGUGAGCUGCGACCAGCUCCCAACGAUGAAACCGUUGCUUUUUCGUCCUCAGGAGAACGGCCACGUCGUCUACGUUCCGUCACACUCUCAGGACAAUCAGACCACCAACGAGCCAAAGCUAUAGACCACCUGCGGGACAAAAUCAGCAAAUGGGCGCGAUGCACCCACCGCAGCCUCAUCACUGUCCUUGGGCUAUACAUCAGCCCCGGGGAGGUGCCCAUCCUGCGGCUAGUCUCCGCCGGCCCAGAGUUGAGCGUCCUGGAGUACUCACUGCAUCUCCCAAAAGAGGACGUCGCUGCAUACCGGGUACAAGCUUGCAAAGACAUCGCAGCGGGGAUCGAUUACCUGCACGCGCGGAGCCUCGUGCACGGUGCGAUACGAGCAUCGAAUAUUCUUGUCAAGGAAGGCGGGGCGUGCUGUCUUGGCGAGUUCUCGUCGGAGGACGUGCCCAGCCAACACACCCUGACUACGUAUGCGAGCUGGAUGGCGCCUGAGAUUGCGAGUUAUAAAUCGUUCCAUAAUUUAGUCGUGGACCACUAUCGCCGGGAGGGAUAUUAUGGUGAGUAUAGGACGGAUAGCGACAUGUUCGCGUUUGGGUGCACGAUGUAUGAGCUCUACAUGGGAAGGCCGCCUCCGCCAAUACGCAUCCCGUAUCACAAAGUCAAGGAUUUCUACGGUCUGACGCAGCUGUUCCGGACAUCGACAGAGGAGGAGCAGAAGUUGAUUCCUCCACGAAUGCUGAAGGAUAUCACCCUCCUUUUGGGGUACGUCCCAGCCGCACGACCGAAUGCAACGAUUGUAAGAGAUUGGCUGGACAAUCCGAGUCUGCCUAGACGAAGGGGCGGCACUCCCAUCUUAGCCAAAGACGACGCGCGCAAGCUCGCCCGUUCGCUCUCCCAAACUAAAAUAUAG
Molecule: messenger RNA, 1011 nt
Organism: Cyclocybe aegerita
Lineage: Eukaryota; Fungi; Basidiomycota; Agaricomycetes; Agaricales; Hemipholiotaceae
Source: the annotation of a GenBank genome assembly